CUCCAUCCUCUCCCCGGAGUUUCACUCUCUCCGGCCACUUUCAGGCGACUCUCUGUCGUCAGUUGCACCUCACAUUUAAACCCUCCGACGACUGAAGCUUGCUCUCAGUUUCAGUUAGUUUUCACUCGAAACUGCGGUUUAUGGUAAACUCAUACCGUACUUAAAGCCCAAGGAGCUGCAGCUGCUUCCGGUGGCCAAGCGGCGACUAGACUCUGAUUUCUGCAAGGAUUGAAGCUCCUUGAUGCUGUAGGGAGAAGAAGAGGUUGUGCGGUGUAAUGCGGAGCGCGAGUUCCUGUGAGGAGAAAUAGGGGAAGGAAAAAUGAUGGAACACAAGAGAAGCCCUGUCUCAGUUGAUCAAGGCAGUCUUACUUCUCUUGCACCAAAACGAAAUAAGGCCGAUUUUUCCAUCUCCUCCAAGGAGGGGAAAGAGAAGCUUGGUGAAAAAAUUGCAGCUCUUCAACAGCUUGUUUCACCAUUUGGAAAGACGGAUACAGCUUCAGUCCUCUUGGAGGCAAUGGAAUAUAUUCAGUUUCUGCAUGAACAAGUUAAGGUAUUGAGUGCUCCAUACCUCCAGAGUACCCCCGCUGCUAGAAUGCAGGAACUGGAGCCAUACAGCCUGAGAAGCAAAGGCUUGUGCCUUGUGCCAAUUUCUUGCACCUCCGGAGUUCCCAGCAGCAAUGGCGCAGACAUCUGGGCGCCCAUCAAGACCAGUUCCCCCAAAUUCUAGAAGGCCGGCAGCCUUACAUGGAUCGAUGAUGUAGAAUCCAUGGUUAGAGCAACAAAACAUCUCCGGGUAUGGUGGAGUACUGGACAGCUCCCGACUCCUCGAAAAGCAUGAUCUUAUUUACCAUUCAUGCGCCAGGGUUUCUGAACAGUCAUGCAGCUGCUAACCUCUGCCCAUUGUAGGUAGGCAAAAAUAAAGUAACCGAAGAUUAGUGAUGAGCUCUGGUCACAUGGUAUUGGUUUGAAGAUGGUAUAGUAUGUAUGCAAGUGUAGAAUGAGUUAUUGUGAUUGCAAAAUGUAUAUGAUGGACCAGUACAAGUAGUAGUAAUAGUAGUAGUUGAAUGAUGUUAUAAUUAGUAGAGGUUAUGAGUAGUAGUCGUAGUAGUAGUAGUAGUAGUAGUAGUAGAAGAAGAAGAAGAAGAAGAAGAAGAAGCAUUGUCACAGUUCUUUUGCUGUCUCGGCUGCCAUUUUAUGGAUCUUUUGUUGCUAUGUUUCAGGUCU
Molecule: messenger RNA, 1224 nt
Organism: Diospyros lotus (date-plum)
Lineage: Eukaryota; Viridiplantae; Streptophyta; Magnoliopsida; Ericales; Ebenaceae
Product: transcription factor bHLH153
Exons: 6
Coding region: 320-727 (135 amino acids)
Biological process (GO): regulation of transcription by RNA polymerase II
Cellular component (GO): nucleus
Molecular function (GO): protein dimerization activity; RNA polymerase II cis-regulatory region sequence-specific DNA binding; DNA-binding transcription factor activity, RNA polymerase II-specific
Source: RefSeq, a predicted model, not a curated record